This is a messenger RNA of Striga asiatica, 1705 nucleotides long. The record is from the annotation of a GenBank genome assembly. NCBI's taxonomy places the organism in Eukaryota, Viridiplantae, Streptophyta, Magnoliopsida, Lamiales, Orobanchaceae.
UCACAAAUGUAUAUAUCCCAUCGAAUUNCGCUACCCACAGAGUCCCACACACACUCUCCCCACAAUCAAACAAUCAAGAUCUGUUUUUUUCCUCCAUUAAAGAAGAAGAAGAAAACAAAAAUUCACAGCUAUAAUCCGUUGUUGAUUCCUACAGUUAACCUGUAUAUAUAUCUCAUCGUCGGCACCGCCAUUCGCCGCCCGAAUCCCGGUUUUGCGGUCCGUCUCGAGUGUGUGUGAACCCCAUUGUCUCUCGUUUUCUUUUGCGCAGCGCGAGCCGGCGGCGUCCGUGGGAGAUCUGUUGAUCGUCGGCCGGUGAAAAAAAGAGGCAAUUUUGCGAGUGGGUUUGUGGCGAGCGAGGUAGGAAGGGAGGUAUAAGGAAUCGGGAAUGGAAAGGGAGAAGAAAUCGCCGGCGUCGGCGGUGUCUGACGUGGGCGCGUGGGCCAUGAAUGUCGUCAGCUCCGUCGGGAUCAUCAUGGCGAACAAGCAGUUGAUGUCAUCCAACGGUUACGCUUUCACCUUUGCAACAACAUUGACUGGUUUUCAUUUUGGUGUUACUGCACUUGUUGGUAUGAUAUCAAAUGCCACGGGCUUAUCUGCAUCGAAGCACGUGCCUUUUUGGGAACUUCUCUGGUUCUCCAUUGUAGCAAAUCUGUCAAUUACAGGGAUGAAUCUGAGCCUUAUGCUCAACUCAGUCGGAUUUUACCAAAUCUCAAAGCUGAGCAUGAUUCCUGUGGUCUGCAUUAUGGAAUGGAUCCUUCACAAUAAGAAAUACUCGAACGAAGUUAAAAUAUCUGUCGUGGUUGUGGUUAUAGGCGUUGGCGUUUGCACUGUGACCGAUGUCAAAGUGAAUGCCAAAGGGUUUCUUUGUGCUUGUGUGGCAGUUUUCGCAACAUCUUUACAGCAAAUUUCAAUAGGCUCCCUGCAGAAAAAAUACUCCAUUGGAUCAUUUGAAUUGUUGAGCAAAACAGCUCCUAUCCAAGCUUGCUCUCUCCUUGUGACGGGCCCCAUUAUCGACUACUAUCUUUCCGGAAAAUUGAUUUUCGACUUCAAUUUUAGUGGUGGAGCCAUCUUAUUUAUACUCCUCUCGUGUUCUCUUGCCGUUUUUUGUAACGUGAGCCAAUAUCUCUGCAUCGGGCGUUUUUCGGCUGUUUCCUUUCAAGUAUUGGGUCACAUGAAAACCGUGUGCGUUUUGACUUUGGGUUGGCUGCUUUUCGACUCGGAGUUGACUUUUAAAAACAUAUUGGGAAUGAUUGUUGCGGUUAUUGGCAUGGUGAUUUACAGUUGGGCAGUGGAAGUUGAAAAGCAACAGGUCAACAAAUUAACGUCUCACGUGAAAAACAGUUUGACUGAGGAGGAAUUUAGGUUGCUUAAGGAGGGAAUUGAGACGAGCCCUCUUAAGGAUGUCGAGCUUGGAGAGGCUAAAUAGUGGCUGUUUGAUUAUCGGGAUUUUUUCGGGUUCCGGUUUGUGAUAUUUUUUGUGUAAGUUUAUAUAUAGUGUUUAAUUUCAUUUAAUUUAUUUCUGCAGAACACCAUUGUGAACCAUUAAUUUGCUUGAGCCUCAUGAGAAUCAGUCAGUGUUUUUUUAGAGUGUAGUGGAAAUUGGAUGAGCAGAGGAAGAAAGAGUUUGUUUUAUGUGGAAAGUGUGAAACUAUUUACAAAUUUUACAUUUUUUUUUUUUUUUUUUUNAUAUAUAGAGAGAUUUAUU